Eremothecium gossypii ATCC 10895 is the source of this 870-nucleotide messenger RNA. It is a transcript of the gene GET2, whose product is annotated as GET complex subunit GET2. The record is from RefSeq and is marked provisional. Bases 1 to 870 code for a protein of 289 amino acids. Gene Ontology annotation, cellular component: GET complex. Gene Ontology annotation, biological process: protein insertion into ER membrane; retrograde vesicle-mediated transport, Golgi to endoplasmic reticulum. The transcript has a single exon. NCBI's taxonomy places the organism in Eukaryota, Fungi, Ascomycota, Saccharomycetes, Saccharomycetales, Saccharomycetaceae.
AUGUCAGAAGUAUCGGAGGCCGAGAAGCGCAGAAUCCUACGCGAGAAGCGCAAGCAGAAGUUCUCGAAAGGUGCCGGGUCUGCAAGGCUACAUAAAAUCACGACGCAACAGCCGGGGGGCGCGUCCGGUGACUCUACCGUCACUUCAGCAGAGAUAUCUGACAAUGAGGGCAGCUUGCAACGCGGGUCUAAUAGUGGGCAGUCAACUAGAGAGAUAGACGACUUACUGGCAGCGAUGGACCCGCCUAUAGAGCCGGCGGAGCCGCUGGAGUCGGCGGCUCCGGAAGUAGCGUUUAUCCAACAACUCAUGAAGAUGCAGCAGGGGAGCGCUACGCCCCCUGCUGACGAGAAGGCCGGUGGUCUUUUUUCCCCGCUGCUGGAACGGCUGGCGGAGCAGGAGGCCGGCGGCGCGCCAGUGGUAUCGGGGGAAGUGGGGGUACAUCAGUUUCAGGUCCGCCAACUCAAAGCGUACAUGCUGCUGCUGCGGUGGGCAAUUCUGCUGCCGUUCAUAUACUACGUGAUGCACCCGGGCACCGCGCAUUGGCUGCAUACGUCUCGGUUUCUGCACUUUGUCAUGGAGCCGCGCAACUUCUUCAUGGUGUUUACGACCUUCGAGGUGGCCAGUAUUAGCAUCUAUUACCAAGUGCUGCUUACGCUAGAAAGGACAAACAAGGUAAACUCCCUCUCGUACUCGAGCAAACUUGUUACUUGGGCCGGCCUCGUCCCGGAUGGCAUGCUACCUAUCGACAACUUACAGGGGAAAGUUGUGGUUGCAUUGCAUUAUUGGGAUAUCCUAUCUAUGUACUUGACGGACCUGUCACUCUGUCUAGUUGCUGCCGGGCUGAUGAAAUACUACCACGCCGCUCCGUAA